This is a messenger RNA of Gracilinanus agilis (Agile Gracile Mouse Opossum), 930 nucleotides long. RefSeq names its product olfactory receptor 9-like. The coding region runs from base 1 to 930 and encodes 309 amino acids. Gene Ontology annotation, biological process: G protein-coupled receptor signaling pathway. The transcript has a single exon. Gene Ontology annotation, cellular component: membrane. NCBI's taxonomy places the organism in Eukaryota, Metazoa, Chordata, Mammalia, Didelphimorphia, Didelphidae. The record is from RefSeq and is a predicted model, not a curated record. Gene Ontology annotation, molecular function: olfactory receptor activity; G protein-coupled receptor activity.
AUGGAUGAUGAUAAUGGAACUGCAGUGACUGAAUUUAUUUUGUUGGGAUUCUCACAUUUGGGGGCCUAUAAACUUGUUCUCUUUUGGGGAGUAUUCUUUAUUUGCCUGAUCACCCUUUUGGGCAACUCUCUGAUCAUCACCCUUACCCUGCUUGACUCAGCCCUGAGCACUCCCAUGUAUUUCUUCCUCAGGCAUCUCUCUAUGAUAGAGAUUCUCUACACCACCACUAUUGUGCCUAGAAUGCUGACUGAUCUCCUCUCCUCACAUCCUGUCAUCUCUCCAGCUGGCUGUUUCACCCAGAUGUAUUUCUUUGCCCUCUUUGGCAUUGCUGAAUGCAGCCUGCUGACUGCCAUGGCUUAUGACCGUUUUGCUGCCAUUUGCCGGCCCCUGCACUAUGCCACAUUGAUGAACAGGCAGGUAUGUGUGGGUAUGGUGGGUGCUUCCUAUGUAAUGGGGAUCACCACAGGAACUAUCAAUACCAUGCUAGUUUUUGCCUUGCCCUUCCAUGGCACCAAUAUUAUACACCAAUUCUUUUGUGAUAAUUUGGCUGUUUUGAGGCUGACAAGUGGAGACACAUUCUGGGCUGAUUUAGGGAAUCUUGGUGGCACCCUGAUCUUUAUUGUUACUCCCUUUGCCUUGAUUCUGUUUUCCUAUGUCCGCAUCCUCAUUACCAUCCUUGGGGUAGCUUCUGCUCAGGGACGCCAAAAAGUCUUCUCUACUUGCUCUUCCCACCUACUGGUUGUCACCCUUUUCUAUGGGACUGCUUCCAUUGCCUACAUGAGACCUGGAGCCAAUGCUGCAGAAGAUACAGAUCAAAUCAUCUCCCUUUUCUACACAGUUGUAACCCCCAUGCUCAAUCCUUUUAUCUAUACUCUGAGGAACAAGGAGGUGAUGGGAGCCCUGAGGCGAAAGCUAACAAAACACCUUUGA